CGGCUGGAGUACCCCUCGCGCGGAGCCGGGCCGGCUCCUUGGGCCCCACGCGCCGCGAUGAAGUGUCACUACGAGGUGCUGGGGCUGGCGCGCGACGCCUCGGACGAGGAGCUGAAGCGGGCGUACCGGAGACUGGCGCUGCGCUGGCACCCAGACAAAAAUCUAGAAAAUGCUGAUGAAGCAGCGGAACAGUUUAAAUUAAUCCAAGCGGCAUAUGAUGUAUUGAGUGAUCCUCAAGAAAGAGCAUGGUAUGAUAACCACAGGGAAGCUCUGCUGAAGGGAGGGCUUGAUGGAGAGUAUCAAGAUGAUAGUUUGGAUCUGCUGCGCUACUUCACUGUUAACUGUUACUCUGGAUAUGAUGAUGAUGAAGAG
Messenger RNA from Chelonoidis abingdonii (Abingdon island giant tortoise), 372 nucleotides. NCBI's taxonomy places the organism in Eukaryota, Metazoa, Chordata, Testudines, Testudinidae. The record is from RefSeq and is a predicted model, not a curated record.